AGGGACCACUCUGUUCCUCAAAGGUCCCACAUGGGCACAGAGAUCUAGUUUCAGAGCCCCCCUCCCACUUCUUAUAAAGUUGCUGCUGUAGCAGCUGCAGCUUCACACAACAGGAGUCCUCCGCCAGCAAAACAACACGUAGCAGCAGGUGGGUCUGUUUAAGAGGCACUUAUGGAGUUUGAUCAGUUUGGGUUGGAGGAGGAUGAAGAUGCAGCCACUCAGUUCAUGAUUGAGCAAAGUCUGUUGGAGAUCGGCAAACUGAGGGGAACCUGCAGAGAGACUUCAGAUGACAGCAUUGAUCUCAUUUCUAAAAGCAUACAGAAGAUCUUCUUGGCUAUAAGACAAGGUAAUGAGAAGCUGCUGAAGGAUCAGAGCAUCAAACAGAGAGACAGGUUCCUGCAGACAGACAGCAGAGGCUGGACUCCCCUCCAUGAAGCUGCAGCUCAGACCAACCAGACUAUCCUGGAGCUCACAUUCAGAGCUUCAGGACCCGACUGUCUGGAGCGUCGCACCUCUGGUGGUCAAACAGUGCUCUGCGUGGCUGUAGAGGAGGGCCUGAUGGAAAACGCCGCCUUUCUCCUUCAGCAAGGAGCUCAGCCAGACUGCCUGGACCAAGACCAGGACUCCCCGCUGUUUACAGCCAUCCGCUUAGGCCGCGCUGACCUUGUGAAGCUGCUGCUCUCCCGGGGCUCCAGCGUGAACCGGGAAGGCUGCCAUGGCCGCCGCCCACUCCACGAGGCAGCGAAGCUGGGGAACCUGGGCCUGGUGGAGCUGCUGCUGGGGGCCGGGGCGCAGCCGGAUCCACGCAGCCACUAUGGCCUGACACCACUGGCUCUGGCUGCACAGGGGGGGCACCGGGAGGUGGUGGAGGCUCUGCUGCUUAAAGGUGCAGACGUCUUCUCUCAGGCCAAAGAUGAAUCCUCCAUCCUAUAUGAAGCCUCUUCUUCGGGGGAUCCGGGGGUCAUUCGUCUGCUGCUGGACCGCGGCGCUGAUGCCAAUGUCCCUAUCCACUCAGGACACAUGCCGAUCCACCGGAUCUCUCACAGAGGUCACCUGCAAGCGCUGAGGAUGAUAAUCCCCGCCACCUCCAUGGCAGACGUGAGCGACAGCGGCAUCAGUCCUCUCCACUCAGCUGCAGCGGGGGGGCACACCGACUGCAUCAAGACCCUGCUGGAUGCCGGAUACGACCCCAACUACAUGCUCCAUCCCCAGAUUCGCCGAAGCUACGACGAUGAGAGGAAAUCCGCUCUCUUCUUUGCCGUCUCAAACAACGACACGGCGUCAGUGCAGCUGCUGCUGGAGGCUGGAGCCAUGCCUAACCAGGACCCCAUCAAAUGUCUGCAGGUCGCUCUGCGUUUGGGAAACUACGACCUUAUCAAAAUGUUGUUGAGUUAUGGAGCCAACGUCAACUACUUCUGCAGAGUCAACACGACGCAUUUCCCUUCAGCGCUGCAGUACGCCUUCAAAGACGAGGUGAUACUAAGGAUGCUGUGUAGCUAUGGUUACGACGUGGAGCGAUGCUUUGACUGUCCCUAUGGCGAUGGCUCCCACAUCCCAGAGGACUACGAGGGAUGGUCCAGCACUGUCAUUAAAGACACCAUGUUCUGUGAGGUGAUCACUGUAUGCUGGCUGAAGCACCUGUCGGGUCAUGUAGUGCGCAUUCUCCUGGACUACGUGGAUCACGUGACCCUGUGCUCCAAAAUGAAGGCGGUUCUGUCAGAGCAGAGGGAGUGGCCUGACAUCUGCAGACUCCAAGGUCAGCUCUGGUGCAGAACCAGCAAACUUCCUGUAAAAGUCUUUGAUGAGAACCUAACUUCCGCCAGGUGUCUUUCAGAGAACCCCCGUGCGCUGCAGCAUCUCUGCCGCUUGCAGAUCCGCAGACGCCUCGGCCGACUGCGCCUGCGCUCCUUCACCUUCAUGAGUUUCUUGCCGCUGCCGCAGCGCCUGAAGGAUUACAUCCUGUACCGGGAGUACGAGCUGGGGGCCCCACAGAGGAGCGCGCUGGGCUGAGGGCCUCCUGACCCCCCCAGUGAGAAUGAGGAGGUCUGCAGAAUGAGGCUUUACCGCUCUGAUGUUCUGAGGCAGUGACAUGCAGUGAGGUUCCUGGCCAGUUCACGGUCAGAUUUACAGACAUAUGAACUCUACAUAUAGCACCUGAUUCACCAUUUGAGUGACAACAGUUAGUGUUGUUUAAAAUUUAA
Molecule: messenger RNA, 2201 nt
Organism: Oryzias melastigma (Indian medaka)
Lineage: Eukaryota; Metazoa; Chordata; Actinopteri; Beloniformes; Adrianichthyidae
Product: dynein heavy chain 12, axonemal
Exons: 12
Coding region: 172-2010 (612 amino acids)
Biological process (GO): intracellular signal transduction; Golgi to lysosome transport; retrograde transport, endosome to Golgi
Cellular component (GO): endosome membrane; cytoplasm
Molecular function (GO): small GTPase binding
Source: RefSeq, a predicted model, not a curated record